Candidula unifasciata is the source of this 334-nucleotide messenger RNA. The record is from the annotation of a GenBank genome assembly. NCBI's taxonomy places the organism in Eukaryota, Metazoa, Mollusca, Gastropoda, Stylommatophora, Geomitridae.
UACUUCUUAUUAUAAUCACUCAACAAUACACUCAACAAUACACUCAACAAUACACUCAACAAUACACUCAACAAUACACUCAACAAUACACUCAACAAUACACUCAACAAUACACUCAACUAUACACUUAACAAUACACUCAACUAUACACUUAACAAUACACUCAACAAUACACUCAACAAUAAGCUCAACAAUACACUCAACAAUACACUCAACAAUACACUCAACAAUACACUCAACAAUACACUCAACAAUACACUCAACAAUACACUCAACAAUACACUCAACAAUACACUCAACAAUACACUCAACAAUACACUCAACAAUACACUGA